This is a messenger RNA of Theileria annulata, 465 nucleotides long. RefSeq names its product ribosomal protein s18, putative. Gene Ontology annotation, molecular function: RNA binding; structural constituent of ribosome. Bases 1 to 465 code for a protein of 154 amino acids. The record is from RefSeq and is a predicted model, not a curated record. Gene Ontology annotation, biological process: translation. NCBI's taxonomy places the organism in Eukaryota, Apicomplexa, Aconoidasida, Piroplasmida, Theileriidae. Gene Ontology annotation, cellular component: small ribosomal subunit; ribosome; cytosol. The transcript has a single exon.
AUGCCAAUUUCAGUAACAACAUCGGACCAGUUUCAACACAUAUUGCGUGUUUUGAAUACAAACGUCGAUGGACGUGAAAAGGUAGUAAUAGCACUUACAGCCAUAAGAGGAGUUGGAAGACGCUUUGCAACGGUUGUAUGCAAAGAGGCAGGAGUAGACGUCACCAAAAGAGCAGGAGAAUUAACCCAAGAUGAAAUCAACAAACUCGUUGCCAUUAUAUCUUCGCCUGCAGAGUUUAAAGUGCCUCACUGGUUCCUUAAUAGACAAAAGGAUGUCAAGGAAGGCAAACAUAUGCAUAACGCAUCCAACUUGCUAGAUUCAUGUCUCCGUGAAGAUCUUGAAAGGCUUAAGAAAAUGAGACUCCAUAGAGGUUUGAGACAUUACUGGGGACUAAGAACACGUGGCCAACAUACCAAAACUACAGGAAGACACGGACGCACAGUCGGUGUCGCAAAAAAGAAGUGA